AUGUCGUUGUGUCGAAGUCAGUUUUUCUUUGUGAAGAACACUUCUUUGCUUAGUGUGGGUCUCAAGGGAAGCUCAGGCAAGCAACUGUCGCGGCUCUUGUGCAAAAGUCAGCCUAAACCGAAGAUGAGUGUAUUGGGGUCAAGCUUGUUCAAGACGUCUCCUCCUUCCAUUGCAUCAAAGAUUUACGGUAUGAAGCACACUAAUAACCAAUCUCUGUUCAACCAAAAGAGACAAUUCAGCACGACAAAGGCCAUUUUUGAAGAGGCUAAAGUGGUCAAAAAAUCCAGAUGGCCUGCGAAUUCUAAUAUAAAGCUGGGAUACUUGUGUAUUGGAACUUCGGUUCUGGUUUUUGCAAUUGUUAUUCUUGGAGGACUUACUAGACUGACCGAAUCCGGCUUAUCCAUCACUGAAUGGAAGCCGGUGACAGGUGCCAUCCCUCCAAUGUCGCACGAGGACUGGGAAGAAGAGUUUCGCAAAUAUCAAGACUCUCCUGAAUUCAAAUUGCUGAACUCGCACAUUACGCUAGAGGAGUUCAAAUUCAUCUUCUUAAUGGAGUGGUCUCACCGGUUGUUAGGGAGAAUCAUCGGGGCGGUUUUUGUUCUUCCAACUCUCUAUUUCAUAGCCCGCAGACAAGUUUCACCGCCGGUUGCGUUUAAACUUCUGGGCAUUUGUGCUCUAAUCGGCCUUCAAGGUGCUAUAGGAUGGUGGAUGGUGUAUUCCGGAAUUGAUGAGAAACUUCUUGAGGAGCGCAGAUCUAAACCAACCGUCUCGCAAUACAGACUCACCGCCCAUUUAGCUGCUGCAUUUUUAGUGUAUUGCACUAUGAUCUCUACAGGGUUUGGAAUUUUGAGAGACCAUGCCAUCAUUAAAGACCCACAAACUUACCUUGAAAUUUUUCAAAAGAUUCAGUCACCGUCGCUCAAAUUGUUUCGCCGCCUGAGUAAAGGAUUGCUCGGUUUGGUGUUCUUAACAGCCAUGUCGGGAGCCAUGGUCGCCGGAUUGGAUGCAGGUCUGAUCUACAAUACAUUCCCUCACAUGGGGGACGACUACCUCCCAUCGAUGAAUGAGCUUAUGUCACCAGUGUUUUCGAGACUUGCUGACCAGUCUGAUUUGUUCUGGAGAAACAUGUUUGAAAACCCAGCUACAGUGCAAUUAAAUCACCGUAUACUCGCCAUCACUACUUUUUGCUCUGUGUUUGCUCUUCACAUGUACUCUCACAGAAUCAAAUCAAUUAUCCCAAGGCAUGCCUACAAAUGGCUCAACAUUUCAAUGGGCCUAGCUUCUCUACAAGUUGCAUUGGGAAUCUGUACGCUAUUAUGGUUAGUUCCAACCGAGCUCGCAGCAGCGCACCAAGGAGGUGCCUUGGCCCUUCUUACCGGUAUCCUGAUGACCGUGUGCCACUUGAAGAAGCCAUCUAGAACAAACCUAAUGUUGCUGAAGAACUCUUUCUAUAAGGCGAAGAUCAGCAGUGCUGUUCUGAGAUAA
This is a messenger RNA of Ogataea haglerorum, 1485 nucleotides long. RefSeq lists its product as uncharacterized. Gene Ontology annotation, cellular component: mitochondrial inner membrane. The coding region runs from base 1 to 1485 and encodes 494 amino acids. NCBI's taxonomy places the organism in Eukaryota, Fungi, Ascomycota, Pichiomycetes, Pichiales, Pichiaceae. Gene Ontology annotation, molecular function: oxidoreductase activity, acting on NAD(P)H, heme protein as acceptor. The transcript has a single exon. The record is from RefSeq and is a predicted model, not a curated record. Gene Ontology annotation, biological process: heme A biosynthetic process.